UGUUGAGGAGCAUGUGUAAUCAAGGUCUCUUUUUACCCACAGUUACACCACCAGGUGGCGCUACAGCAGGGACAAAAAAUGUUCAUUUUCUGCUGCUUGACAUUCUGGAAGAGCUGGGCCGAGGCGACCUGAAGAGAUUUCAGUGGUACCUGAUUAAGGGUGUGGAUGAAUUUCCUUCCAUCUCAGAGGGCCAGCUGGAGGAUGCUGAUAYGCUGGUCACAGUGGAUAGGAUGGUACAGAGCUACUGUGAUGAGGGAGCUGUGAAGAUCACACUGGAGYUCCUGAGGAAGAUGGGCCGGAACAACCUGGCUGAGGAGUUAAAGGGGAAGUUGACAAAACAGGUCUGAAUGCCUUAAUUCAAUGAAAUUAAGGAUUUGAUGAAUGAAUCGAUUCGAUAAAUAUGUUAAUGUAGGGAUAAUGAUGUGAAAAUGUUAAACGCUUAUAAAAUACCUUUAUAUACUUAUGCAGUGUAUCCUACUAUAAAUCAAAUCAAAUGUUUAUUCAUCACGUGAACAGGAUACAGCGGGUGUAAAUGGCACAGGGAAAUGCUUACUUGCCAGCUCCUACAGUUGAAGUCGGAAGUUUACAUACACUUAGAUUGUAGUCAUUAAAACUCGUUUUACAACCACUCCACGUAUUUGUUAAUGUGAUUAGCAUGAGGUUGUAAGUAACAAGUACAUUUCCCAGGAUAUUGUCACGCCCUAGCCUUAGUUAUCUUUGUUUUCUUUAUUAUUUUAGUUAGGUCAGGGUGUGACAUGGGGGAUGUAUGUGUUUUGUAUU
Molecule: messenger RNA, 780 nt
Organism: Salvelinus sp. IW2-2015
Lineage: Eukaryota; Metazoa; Chordata; Actinopteri; Salmoniformes; Salmonidae
Product: caspase b-like
Source: RefSeq, a predicted model, not a curated record